Equus quagga is the source of this 2488-nucleotide messenger RNA. RefSeq names its product CDAN1 interacting nuclease 1 (gene CDIN1). The transcript has 11 exons. The record is from RefSeq and is a predicted model, not a curated record. Lineage: Eukaryota; Metazoa; Chordata; Mammalia; Perissodactyla; Equidae. The coding region runs from base 30 to 1235 and encodes 401 amino acids. Gene Ontology annotation, biological process: erythrocyte differentiation. Gene Ontology annotation, cellular component: nucleus; cytoplasm.
GGCUUGAACUCCAGGAGCAUCCUAGGUUGAUGUCAGGUGGUCGCUGGCAGGAUACCUGCCGGCUGAGAUUUAGACGCCACCUCUGCAGCUACUUCCUGGUUGGUUGCCCGUAUCUGACAUGGCGGCUAGUUGCCUUCGGCCGGGCCCACUGCGGCUGCUCAGAAACCCGAGGCCGGGCGAUCAGGUCUACCGCUGCUUCCCCGCCGCCGAGCUGCCGGGGAAGCCCCAGCUGGGCAGCUGGGGGUGCAGGGGGUAAAGGGGCAAGCCAAGGAAGACGAGGCCCCAGCGCUGUGCCGCUGGGUGCCCACCCCUCGUCUCCCAAUACCAAGGCUGCUCGAGCCCAGCGUGUUUUUUUCUUGUCCCCGCCACCUCCCAGUCCCUGGCCCAACAUGAUACUGACCAAAGCCCAGUACGACGAGAUAGCCCAGUGCCUAGUGUCUGUGCCGCCUACCAGGCAGAGCCUGAGGAAGCUGAAGCAGAGGUUCCCCAGUCAAUCGCAGGCCACUCUGCUGAGCAUCUUCUCCCAGGAGUACCAGAAACAUAUUAAAAGAACACAUGCCAAGCAUCAUACUUCAGAAGCGAUUGAAAGUUAUUACCAGAGGUACCUGAAUGGAGUGGGGAAAAAUGGAGCUGCCCCAGUGCUCUUGGAGCUGGCCAAUGAGGUAGACUAUGCACCCUCAUUAAUGGCUCGGAUUAUCCUGGAGAGGUUUCUGCAGGAACACGAGGAAACUCCACCCUCCAAGUCUGUUAUAAAUAGUAUGCUGCGGGACCCUUCUCAGAUUCCAGAUGGAGUUCUAGCAAAUCAGGUCUAUCAGUGUGUGGUGAAUGACUGCUGCUAUGGACCACUGGUGGACUGCAUCAAACAUGCCAUUGGUCAUGAGCACGAAGUCCUGCUGAGAGACUUGCUUCUAGAGAAAAACCUGUCCUUCCUAGAUGAAGAUCAGCUCCGUGCAAAGGGUUAUGACAAAACGCCAGACUUUAUCUUACAAGUACCAGUGGCUGUAGAAGGGCACAUAAUUCACUGGAUUGAAAGCAAAGCCUCAUUUGGUGAUGAAUGUAGCCACCACGCCUACCUGCAUGACCAGUUCUGGAGCUACUGGAAUAGGUUUGGGCCAGGCUUAGUCAUCUACUGGUACGGAUUUAUCCAGGAGCUGGACUGUAACCGCGACAGGGGCAUCCUGCUCAAAGCCUGUUUCCCCACGGACAUUGUCACCUUAUGCCAUGGCGUAGCUUGACCCUGAUGAUCCUGGAAGAGAAGCUGGGCGGAAAAGGUGAAUCCGGAAGCAAUUUUACUUUCCUGCCGCGUAAACUCCUGGCAACAUCUGCCUUGAACUUCGGCUGAACUCUUGCAGCCCGUGCUCACACCACUGCCUCUUUAGACAAACAUAUCAAGAGUUUCUGUUUUCCUUCAUCCCUUGCUGAUGCGGACAGCCAAGAACUACAGACACAACCCACUCAUUAUCAGCAUUUCUGUCUCUGUCAAACAGUUAGUUUAUAGAUAGUCAUAAUCUUUCUUCCUUCCGGAUGGUUUCUCCUUGUAUACUGAACAAAAGAAAAAAUGUGGAGACUGAAAGGUGUGAUUUUUCAAUUCUCCUGCCAGUUACCGAAUCACCUUCUUCUUUUCUUUCUAAGCCUCCAUUCAUUCUCUCUCCCUCCCCCAUUCUCUUCAUGUGCACUCACAGACACCCAGUGUUACGUUACCGUCAUGGAAUAAUCUAGCACAAUCCCAGCAAAGCUGAAGACGUGAAGGCUGAACCUGAAUUUUCUCUCUCACCUGCAGGGCUCCAAGGAGACCCCAAUGGUGGCCUGUGCUGCCUGCUAGUUUUGUCCAGUCUUUACGGCUUCCUGACUAAUAUGGCACUGAGCCAAGCUGAAAAAAUAUACUUGAUGAGAAUUUCCUCUUCUUAUAAUACUUACUUGAACACCAAACAUUUCCCAUUUAUCUCAUUUAAAAGUAUUAGUUACAUUGUGUCUGGAAACCACACUUUUUCUUUGGGCCGGGGGCUUAGGGGAUCAAAGCUCAGUGCCAGCAUUUAUUUUUAAACAUGGCUGGUUGUCAGUGUGUAUGGUAGUCAGUAUUUUUAUGAGAGAAUAUUUUAAAAGCACAUUCUGUACACUGCUUAUAUCUGCAUUUUAUACCACAUAUUACAUAACACUCAAAUAAUUUAGGCAUAGGAAAUCUUCAGCUUUGAAUGAAUUAAGUGUACCAGAAAUAAACCUAGGAUGAUUUUCAAAUAAGCAAAAUAAAGGAAAUUUUGUAUUUGUUCACUCUAAUUUAGUGACUUUUUAUGCUACAAAUCAAAUUGCAAUCUAUAGCAAAACAUCAAUAAAUUCAUUAUAAACCUACCUUUUGGGAAGUUAAAGAUUAAUCUAUCCCCAAAAAUGUAUUUAGUAAAAUAUUUGCCCCCGUGUCGACAGAACAUAAUAACUUUUAUCAUGUUGAAUAGGUGAGUUUUGAAAUAUUAAUAAAAAAUGUAACUUGUAUAAA